Helicoverpa zea (corn earworm) is the source of this 636-nucleotide messenger RNA. RefSeq names its product chorion class B protein Ld34-like. The transcript has 2 exons. Gene Ontology annotation, cellular component: egg chorion. Gene Ontology annotation, biological process: multicellular organism development; chorion-containing eggshell formation. Lineage: Eukaryota; Metazoa; Arthropoda; Insecta; Lepidoptera; Noctuidae. Bases 1 to 636 code for a protein of 211 amino acids. The record is from RefSeq and is a predicted model, not a curated record. Gene Ontology annotation, molecular function: structural constituent of egg chorion.
AUGUCUGCCAAAGCCAUCCUCAUCCUCUGCGCUCAAGCUCUUUUGGUCCAGUCUGCAUUCAGCUACUGCAUUUCCGGUAACAACUAUGGCGCUGGUCUAUCAGGACUGUCAGGCUACGGCCUGAGAUCUCCGGCCCUGGCUGCAGGAGGCAGUGACCUGGCUUGUGGAGCAGGCCUCGGGUACGGAGCAGGACUCGGCUACAACCCUGGUGCAGGCUACGGCAGCCUACCCAUCGAAGUAAUCCCCACCAGUGGUGGAGCUCUGCCUGUCUCCAGUGUGUCCUCGAUCGCUCCCAGCGGCCUUUCCAUAAACUCAGAGAAUGUGUUUGAUGGUGCUCUGUCCGUGGCUGGUGAGCUGCCGUUCGUGAGUGCUGUGGCUUUGGAGGGCGUGCUGGCAAGCGGCGGUGCUGGCGCCGUCAGCUACAGCUGCGGUAACGGUGUUACUGCUAUUGAGAACAUCGCUCCUGCUGGUGCCUAUGGUGGUGCAGGUGCCUUUGGCGCUGCGUCUGCCUCAGGACUUCCUGCUGGCUAUGGACUUGGUGUUAAUCAAGGUCUUGGAUAUGGUGCUGGUGCCAUCGCUCCUGGUCUAGUCUAUGGUGGCAACGGUGGCUGUGGAUGUGGAUGCAGACAACACUAA